Molecule: messenger RNA, 384 nt
Organism: Cylicostephanus goldi
Lineage: Eukaryota; Metazoa; Nematoda; Chromadorea; Rhabditida; Strongylidae
Source: the annotation of a GenBank genome assembly
AUGGUAUCGACCUGUUCUCCUACCCCUCCGACUGUACCAGGGGAUCCGCUUGGGAUAAACUUUGAGAUUAUGAACCAGAUAUCCGUAUCGCCACUAAGCUCGCACGAAAACGAGAACAUGGAUAAUGUGCUCCAGUCACAGUCACCUGGACUAGAAUUAUCCAUCGGAGAGAUCACCGUAGCGUCGGCUGUGGCCAGCGAAAAAGCCCGAAUCCGACAGCAGUCGGCCAUGCUCGACAAGUGGCUAAUGGCCAACGGUGGAAAUCUUUAUCCGUGUCGUGAAGACAAAGAAAAACUUGCCGCGCAAAUGAAGAUGACCUAUCUGCAGGUGAGUAGCAUCGUCAAUGUUUUUUCGUUUCAUCUUUUUUCGCGUUUUCAUUGCUAA